CCAAGAUGCACGGUAGCCUUUGGUAGGAGAGAGAACCCAACUUUUUCAUUCAAAUGGGGGACACAUGCCACUGAAUAUGAGUCAUACUUUUUUGUCUGGAAAAUUCAAAGUUGUGUAUAGAUAUACGAGUGCUAUGAUGGAGAACUCUCAGCGUGUUUUUUCUCUAUUUGUGAUCCUCUCUCUCCUCCACGUCCACUGCCAAGGAGCCAGGCAAACACAAGAUAUGAAAUGUGGAGCAUGCCGAGCCCUUGUGGAUGAAAUGGAGUGGGAAAUAUCACAAGUUGAUCCCAAAAAAAUGAUCCAGACUGGAUCUUUCAGGAUCAACCCAGAUGGGAGUCAGUCCAUACGAGAGGUUCCUCUGGCCCGCUCGGAGGGACACCUUCUGGAGAUGAUGGAGGGCAUCUGCGAGAAGAUGAAGGAGUACGGGGAGCGCGUGGACCCCUCCUCCAGCCGCACCACUUACACCCGCAUCAGCUCACGAGAUGGCAAGGCCAUGGACCUCUCCAACGGCGCCCUGGACUCCAGAGUUACCGCCCAGUUAAAGUUCGCUUGUGAAACCAUCGUUGAACAGUACGAAGAUGAACUCAUUGAAUUCUUUGCACAUGAGACUGAAAAUGUGAAGGACAAAUUGUGCAGCAAACGAACAGAUCUUUGUGACCAUGCUUUGAAAAUGCCACACGAUGAACUAUAACACACAGCCUCCACUGAGAUGGCACCCUGCGUGCCAUAUAUAUAUAACAUCAAACUCAUCAGCUACACGUGGGCUGCGAUCAGUGUCAACACACUUUUUUUUCUGUUAUUGAUGAUUAUAUUACCGGUAUGUGAAACAUGUGUAUGUGCGAUCACCAUAUGUACACUUGUCUUGAUGUCACUGUUAAGUAUUUCAUGUGCCUGUGUGCACACACAAGAACAUUCUUAGUCUGUUGCUCUUUUUUUUUUGUUUACACUGAAGAGCUUUUUCGAUCCUCAGUCAAAUGUGUCAUAUCUUGUCUUGUAUAUUUAAUUGACGGUUUAUAGUGUACUAUAUGUGUUCUGCAGAUCCACACACGGUUAACUUGAGAACCACGCUCAGUGUUCUAUGGUCCUGUAGGAUUUUUAUGAGUUGUCAUCUGUGUUAUUCUUUUUCUGUUCUUUUUUUUUGUUUUGAGAAGAAAUUGAAGGUUGAGAAAUCUGUUUUGUACUGAGUUUUCUAAUUCCUGCUCUGUCUUAGUUACACAAUGCCACAAUGUUCCUUUUUUCCCCCAAGAAAAAUGACUUUCCUGUUUGUCUAUUUGAAUACAACUGCCCUGAUGUUUUUA
Engraulis encrasicolus (European anchovy) is the source of this 1298-nucleotide messenger RNA. RefSeq names its product canopy FGF signaling regulator 2 (gene cnpy2). The transcript has 6 exons. The coding region runs from base 65 to 691 and encodes 208 amino acids. Gene Ontology annotation, cellular component: endoplasmic reticulum. The record is from RefSeq and is a predicted model, not a curated record. NCBI's taxonomy places the organism in Eukaryota, Metazoa, Chordata, Actinopteri, Clupeiformes, Engraulidae.